Molecule: messenger RNA, 381 nt
Organism: Cladocopium goreaui
Lineage: Eukaryota; Dinophyceae; Suessiales; Symbiodiniaceae
Source: the annotation of a GenBank genome assembly
AUGACGAUCUACCACAAAGAUGGCCACGAAGAAGAGGUGGCGCUUGAGCUGGAAGGGAACGGGAUGAGUAGAAAGAACUCCAUUCUGGUGGAUAUGCUAAGCCCCGACGGUCCAACGAUUGAAUCUCACGAUGGUGGCCGUGAAAUUGAGCCUGCCAAUGACGAUGAUGUUCCUCCAAAUUCGGUGUUUUCUCACGCGAGCCCAGUGACUUCCAACUACCUUGCCUCUGCACCGCCUACGCCGCCUUCUCUUACCCUUCCCCAACCACCUCGCUUUGACACAGCGCUUCCAGAUGUAAGGUCAACCCCGGCCUUAGAGAGGCAGGGGCCAGAUCAUGAAAUUCUCGUGGCCAUCAGUGUUAAUGGACAUCCUGAAAAUUGA